GGCUGCAGCUCACAGCAACAGAGUUUAGACUGUCUUUGCUUCAUCAUCUGAAGGUAAAAUUUUCCAGCCACAGCCGGCGGCUCGCAGAGUACAAUAAACAGGGACGGAGAACUCUUUGCAUGGACCUCCCUUCUUCAUGAUGCGGUGGAGAAGUCGCGGCCACUCGGUCCUGCCAGAUGCUCUUGGGGUUACUGUACAUGGGGAGGACAAGCAGAGCUAAACAAGGGUCCACAGCUUCGUGCUUGUGUCCGCGUGCGACCGUGUAAGGAGUGGUGCCUCUGGUGACCGCUGACAUAACCUCUAGGCUAGGGAAAGAGAGCAUGCUGGGUAGAUGGAUGCAUGUGCACAUUGAUUAACAGACUUACGACAGCAGUGCGUUCCUGAGUUUAAAAAGGACAAAGGAAAGGAAAGCAUCAUCUCGCCCAAAUACGAAGAUCUGAGAGGCGUGUUUUCCAACAUCCUCCAGAGCUGGGAGCAUCAGAACUAAUAUUUUCCCAAAGAGCGCCAUUGCAUCGAAAUCAGUUUAUCAAGGAGAGGUGUAUCAGCAAACAGUCAGGAGGCUAGAACCCUGGGAGCCAGAGAUGACAGUGAGCACACUUGGCCUGUGGCUCGCAGUCUUCCAGUGGGGCCUGUUGAUCGGUGAAUGACCACCUGCUGAUAAGUUGUCUCUUCCCUGUUUUCUGGAUUGAACUUCAUUAAGGAAUUCAUUACUUACCUUCAGACUUACAUGUGGGAGUUUCCACAGUAGUUCCUUGGGGGUCAUUGAGACUUGGAUCGAUUUCAUCAUUUAACAGAAAGGAACAGAAUCCAAAGUCCUUCUCAUCAUGGCCUUGAACGUUGCCCCAGUGAGAGACACCAAAUGGCUGACCCUGGAAGUCUGCAGACAGUACCAGAGAGGAACAUGCUCACGCUCCGAUGAAGAAUGCAAAUUCGCUCACCCCCCAAAAAGUUGCCAGGUUGAAAAUGGAAGAGUAAUCGCCUGCUUUGAUUCCCUCAAGGGCCGCUGUUCGAGAGAGAACUGCAAGUACCUCCACCCUCCGACACACUUAAAAACUCAACUAGAAAUUAAUGGGAGGAACAAUUUGAUCCAGCAAAAGACCGCAGCAGCGAUGCUUGCCCAGCAGAUGCAAUUUAUGUUUCCAGGAACGCCACUUCAUCCUGUGCCCACUUUUCCUGUAGGUCCCACCAUAGGGACAAAUACAGCUAUUAGCUUUGCUCCUUACUUAGCGCCCGUCACCCCUGGAGUUGGGUUAGUCCCAACAGAGAUUCUACCAACUACACCGGUCAUUGUUCCUGGAAGUCCACCGGUCACUGUCCCGGGCUCAACUGCAACUCAGAAACUUCUCAGGACUGAUAAACUGGAGGUAUGCAGGGAGUUCCAGCGAGGAAACUGUGCCCGGGGAGAGACAGACUGCCGCUUUGCACACCCGGCAGACAGCACUAUGAUCGACACAAACGACAACACCGUAACCGUUUGUAUGGAUUACAUAAAGGGGCGUUGCAUGAGGGAGAAAUGCAAAUAUUUUCACCCUCCUGCACACUUGCAGGCCAAAAUCAAAGCCACGCAGCACCAAGCCAACCAGGCCGCGGUAGCCGCCCAGGCAGCCGCGGCCGCGGCCACAGUCAUGACUCAGUCGACUGCCAAAGCACUGAAGCGACCUCUCGAAGCAACUGUAGACCUGGCCUUUCCUCCCGGUGCUCUUCAUCCUUUACCAAAGAGACAAGCUCUGGAAAAGAGCAACGGCACCAGCACCGUCUUCAACCCCAGCGUCUUGCACUACCAGCAGGCCCUGACGAGCGCACAGCUGCAGCAACACACGGCGUUUAUUCCCACAGGGUCAGUUUUGUGCAUGACACCCGCUACCAGUAUUGAUAAUUCUGAAAUAAUCAACAGGAAUGGGAUGGAAUGCCAAGAAUCUGCAUUGAGAAUAGCUAAACAUUGUUACUGUACAUACUAUCCUGUUUCCUCCUCGAUAGAAUUGCCACAAACUGCAUGCUAAAUUUAGUUCUUCUGGACAGACCACAACCCUAAGGCUAGUUCUGCUAUGUCAUAUAUGAGUAUUAAAUAUGGUAUGCUUAGUAUAUUCCAGCCUAAGAUAGUUAACUACCUGAGACCAGCUGCGACGUUCAGAGACAUAAAGGAUGGGGUUUUCUUUCACAGGGUUCUAAGCCUAGUUUCUGUCCUAGGAAUAUUGUCUCAUCUCCGUAACUAUAGCCGAUGCAGAAAGUCCAGCCGAUAUACUCAUUUCGACUCAGAAUAUUUCAAAUUUAGCAAUAAACAGUUAGCGUUAGUUUAAGUACUAAUUCCAAGGGCAGGUUCGAUUCUAACUCCAAGCGCCGUCAUUUCAUUUCCCGACUGGAUCCAAGGGUAUGAUUCACUUCUUCAGGAGACGAGCGCGGCGGCAAAGACGAGAAGUGAAGUAAAACAGAAAACCUGCCUUGCAGGUCUAAAAUUUGAAUGGCAGUUCAAGCACAAUUGCUGGGGACACAUCAGAGAGUGCGAUUCGGUUUGCCUGGCGAUGCCGCACUGGAUCAUGGGAUUCUAGAGUCGCGUUGUGUAGAUUGAAAAAAAAAAAAAAAACUUUGCACGGUAUGAGCUUCAUACCCCACCCAACAAAGUCUUGAAGGUAUUAUUUUCCAAGUAUAUUUUUAAAGUUGUUUUAUAAGAGAGACUUUGUAGAAGUGCCUAGAUUUUGCCAGACUUCGUCCAGCUUGACCAGAAUGAAAGGCUCACGCCAAUAGUUGAAUCUAAGGGAUUGGUCUUUCAAACUCCACCCCCGACACACACCUGCCCGCCCCCGGUUGCCUGUUACCGAAUAGCUCUUUAUUCUAAAAACCUAGUCCAACAGGGAAGCUGUAGGUGGGGAGGUCUGUAUAAUAUUCCAGUUUAAGUACGUCUCGGAUUAGUCACUGCGGAUACAGACUGUGACUUUAAUCUAAAUUCCUAUGUUAACAGAAGAAGCCGGUAGUCUCACUUAGAGUAUCCAUUACUGUUUUUGCAUUUCAAAAGUUGGACUGAAGGGUUGUAACUAACUACAGCAUGGAAAAACAUAGUUCUUUUAAUUCUUUCACCUUAAAGCAUAUUUUAUGUCUCAAAAGUAUAAAAACUUUAAUACAAGUACAUACAUAUUAUAUAUACACAUACAUAUAUAUACUAUAUAUGGAUGAAACAUAUUUUAAUGUUGUUUACUUUUUUAAAUACUUGGUUGAUCUUCAAGGUAAUAGCGAUACAAUUAAAUUUUGUUCAGAAAGUUUGUUUUAAAGUUUAUUUUAAGCACUAUCGUACCAAAUAUUUCAUAUUUCACAUUUUAUAUGUUGCACAUAGCCUACACAGUACCUACAUAGUUUUUAAAUUAUUGUUUAAGAAAUGAAACAGCUGUUAUAAAUGGAUAUUAUGUGUAAUUGUUUAAAACAUCCAUUUUCUUUGUGGACAUUUUAGUGAUUGAAGUAUUUUGACUUUUGAGAUUGAAUGUAAAAUAUUUUAAAUUUUGGUAUCAUCGCCUGUUCUGAAAACUAGAGGCAUCAACCAUACCAAUUUUUUUUGAUUGAGAAAAAAAAAUCUGCAUUUAAUUCAUGUUGGUCAAAGUCUAAUUACUAUCUAUUUAUCUUACAUCAUAGAUCUGAUAACUGUAUCAAAAGAAAAAUCACGUUCUGAGUAUAAUCUUGCGUAGUGCUUGUGUCGUGUCUGUUUUAAUUUGUGGAUAGGUAUUGUAUCUAACUUGUAUCACUUCGCUAGUUUUCAUCUUUAUGUACUAUUGAUAUUUGUAAUUUUCUCAGUUAUAACAAUGUAGUUAUGCUACAACUUGCCUAAAACACUCAUACUUAUUUUUUUUCUUUGCUUAUUCAUUUAAACUCAUUGAGAAGUUAGUAGACACUACUAAGAGGUAAAUUAUGGGAAUCACUGAGAUAUUUUUGUAGACUAAUUGUUGUAACUGUCUUUUUUUCUUUCAUUUCAUGAUUUUUAUUUUAAAAAUUAUUAGUACAUAGCUAUUUUCAGCCCUUUAAUAAUGGAGCAUCAAAAACAUCACCUGUAUCCCCCAGCAAAUAUAGAUGACUGUAUUUUUUACUAUGAUAUCCAUUUUCCAGAAUUGUGAUUAUAAUAUGCAGAGAGUCAAAUAUGCCAUUUACAAUAAGGAGGAGGCAAGGCAAAUGCAUAGAUGUACAAAUAUAUGUACAACAGAUUUUGCUUUUUAUUUAUUUAUAAUGUAAUUUUAUAGAAUAAUUCUGGGAUUUGAGAGGAUCUAAAACUAUUUUUCUGUAUAAAUAUUAUUUGCCAAAAGUUUGUUUAUAUUCAGAAGUCUGACUAUGAUGAAUAAAUCUUAAAUGCUUUGUUUAAUUACAAAACCAAAAUCACCAAUAUCCAAGACAGGAAGACGUCAGUUCAACAGCUACGGCAGUUAGGAAGCUAACUCCGCUUGUACGGGACUCCAUUUCACUCUUGGUUUUCAGGGUAACCGCACUUCACAGAUAUGUCUUUCAGCCACAAACCACCGGUCACAUUUCUGCUAAAUCUUUCCGUAACACUUCCUAAAGAAUUUCCUCAUUCGUUAUCUUACAGCGUGAACAGGAGUCUAAUUUGUAUCAAUUCUAUGUUUGGUUGUAACAUUCAGUUCUCACUCACCCAAUGUACAACCAAUGAAAUAAAAGAAGCAUUUAAAAGGGU
Myodes glareolus (Bank vole) is the source of this 4663-nucleotide messenger RNA. RefSeq names its product muscleblind like splicing regulator 2 (gene Mbnl2). Gene Ontology annotation, cellular component: nucleoplasm; cytoplasm. Gene Ontology annotation, molecular function: RNA binding; metal ion binding. Gene Ontology annotation, biological process: regulation of RNA splicing. NCBI's taxonomy places the organism in Eukaryota, Metazoa, Chordata, Mammalia, Rodentia, Cricetidae. The record is from RefSeq and is a predicted model, not a curated record.